This is a messenger RNA of Ruditapes philippinarum (Manila clam), 2904 nucleotides long. RefSeq lists its product as uncharacterized. Lineage: Eukaryota; Metazoa; Mollusca; Bivalvia; Venerida; Veneridae. The record is from RefSeq and is a predicted model, not a curated record. Bases 1054 to 2466 code for a protein of 470 amino acids. The transcript has 5 exons.
UAUGUUGCGUAUAUAUAACAUACAAUAAAAACGAUAUUUUUCGAUAAUGGGACUAGAAAGACUAUACGGGAAUGACCAAUACCGAAAGAAAAAAUAAAAUAAGAAUAAAUAAAUUUAUAACUAAAGAAUCAUACAGCAGAAGGCAAUUGAAAAGCGCAACGGCGAGCGUCACUCAAUAACGUCACGUCACGUCACUUCCUUUCUUUUGUUUAUUUAUCCUUUUAUGCAUAAUAAAUGCUGCUUAAGAACGCUGAAAGUUACUAUGGCUAAUUUAGAUUAGCGUUUUAUCAAAACGUUUCUAUAAUUUUAAGAUAAAAUUAUCCAUCAUAAAACUGUCUUUGAAAUAUAGUUUAAAACAAAAAUUAUAUUAUAUGUUCAAAAGGUGGAAAUUGCGACUUGAAAGAAGAAGUUAAAGAUCCCUAUGAUUGGGUGCCAAGUGGGCAUCAGACGAAACCUGAUAUUAACAUAAUGGAACCAACUAUGGUCAAUCCAUGUUCAUAUGAUUCUGUAACAAAUGUUUUGAAGGUAUAAUGAUUAAUUUCAAUUUAACCUUUAAAUGAAAAUAAUUCAUUCUUUGAUGGAAUGCAUUUCAUCAUUAUCAUUUACGUUUAGCUAAUUAUAAUUAUGACAUUUUUUGUUUUUUAUGUAACCAUAUUGUUGUAUUAUGGGUAUAUUAAUUAAUAUGUACACAGAGCGUGCACUUGUAAUAUAUAACACAGCCACGUGUUACUAGUUAUAUGUUUAAUGACCACUGGAUGUUCCAAGUAUAUAAUUGGCGGGAAAAUAAUGGACAUGCGCAUUACAGUAUAAUAUAUUAUUAAGAUUAAACAUAUAUGUAUACAAUAUACAACACAUAUUAUGCAAAACUUCCAUUUACAUCUUAAUGAAUCAUAUUUACAAAUAAAAGUUAUUCAUUGAAGUUAUUGUUAUAGAAUAUUUUUUGAUUUACAUGAAUUAUAUAUGUAAAUAUAAAACGAUACUGUAAUUAAAAAUAAAUAAAGAGAUAUAUGAAGUUGACUUCCUUUAUAAGAUUGUCAAUAUCAUUGUUGAAUAAUGCAUUAUUAUAAAGCAUGUAAAGUAAAAAUCGAUUUUUUUAAACAUACCUUGUCCUUGGAAUUUCAGCAUGUGAAAGAUCAGGUAGGCGUCGGUGAGAAAAGGCAGUGGUCAUGUGUUGGAUGCGACGGACUUCCUUACAUUCUCGGAAGCAGGAUAAUUGAUCGAAAUAAUGAUUUGAAGGACUUACUUCUUAUUCCUGGUUAUGGUCACCUUGAAAUGAAUGUCGUUAAGAGUUGCUUUAAACUGCUCUGGGAUAUAUCCUUGCAAGACCUGGCACAGAUGCUAGGUUUUCGAACGCCACGAGCCCUUGUCUGUUGUCAGAAUUGCACAGAUCAUCAUAAGGCAUGGAUGAUGUUAAAAAUAUUUCUGUUUGGUACAAUCGAUGAACUUCUAUAUACUUAUGUGUCUUUCAUAAGAAUAGAAAAACAAACACCCACUGUAGAUGGUUUAUAUGCUUACAAAGCUCAAAGUGAAGAUAAAAACUAUAGAUUUAUGUGUGACGUUUUACUUAAUUAUGUUUUAGCUGUGUUUGUAUUUAGAUGUGGAGUACGUAGAAAUAAUUAUAGGUAUAUAAUGGCUGGGAAGUGCAAAUUCAUGAAAUUAUUUUACGGAUUUAAUCAAACUUAUUAUCAGGAAAUUAUGUUCAGAGAUUUAAAAGCAAGGGUUUUUGCACCUGAAGAAGUUAAACAAUUCUUGGAAAACACAGAAUCCUUCUCUAUAUCGGGGGAUCAUAGCAAGGGAGAGGGUGGUGAUUUUGUGUUGGAAGCGGUGAAUGGGCGAGCAAAACGGUGGCUUCCACCCGGCAUUCCAACGCAGAAUCAUUGGUUAAAAGUUUGCCGAAAUUUAGAUUCAUUGCAAAAGAUUAAAGAUAACACUUUUAAUCAACUUGAUUUGAAACAACCAACUCCAAAAAUGUAUCAGCGAGAUAUAACCACUGAAGUAUUAGAAUGGCGAUGCAAAAUAAGAAAAAGUGGAUAUCUAGGCAAUAAGGAAACAAAUAAAGAACAUUGUUCCAUUUCUGGUACGUAUGCAGAUCACGAGCUGUUUUUGUUUGAGUCAAAAUGUUCUUCAAAUAUGAACAUAUAUUUAGAUGGAAUAGAGAACGGAAAAGAGCCCGGCAAAGGUAUCAAUAUCAUACCUGUUUUUACGACGUUGUUACACCGCCAAAAAUUUAAUGACGUAGAAAAAAAAUCGAAGCAGCAAAUUGCUACAAUAAUUGAAGACGCAAUUAAAUCUAUCCAUAAUAAUGGCCACACAGAUGCUGCAUUUGUACUUGAACAACGUUGGAAAAAAAUCAAAGUGAAAACUAAGAAAGAUAUGCUUGGAUUUUAUAAAGAAGUUAUACAGGCCCUAGAAAAUGCAACCGCUGACGAAAUAGACGACGAACAGUCAGAUGAUGAUAGAGAAUAAAGUUAUUGUAGAACAUGCGGGAACACCCUGUACUAAUUAAUGAAAAACAAUUAAAUUCGUUUGAUUGCGAUCUUUGAUCUUAAAAAUUUCACCGGAAGUGGACACAACAACAAGUGACAGAGUUUUGCUCCAAAAAUCGUUGUGAAGCAGUGUCUAAUUAUAGUUGAAAACAGCAAUAUUGGUGGUAAUUUUCAAAAUUGUCAGUUUUUACCCCAAAUUUUCUAUAAAAAGUGGAGUCUGAAUUGUAUUGAUAUUUCUUGUUUCGCUUGAAGUAGUGAAAGUGUAAGUUGCAUACAUUCCGUCUACGUGCGAUAUUUCGGAUAAGUAUGUAAAAAUGACCGUUUUACACGUUUUCAUUCAUUGUCAUAUAGCCAGAACGAGCUAAAAUAGCCUGUUUGAGCUAUAUAGCUCGAUCGGGAGAGUUCCCCAGCCUGUAUA